This is a messenger RNA of Corticium candelabrum, 3396 nucleotides long. Its product is annotated as patched domain-containing protein 3-like. The transcript is spliced from 17 exons. The coding region runs from base 384 to 3095 and encodes 903 amino acids. Lineage: Eukaryota; Metazoa; Porifera; Homoscleromorpha; Homosclerophorida; Plakinidae. The record is from RefSeq and is a predicted model, not a curated record. Gene Ontology annotation, cellular component: membrane.
UCAAUAAUUAUUGUAAAAGAGUAUAUUCAAUAACUAUUGUAUAAGAGUAUACUCAAUAAUUAUUGUAUAAGAGUUUACUCUAGUGUAGAAGUAAAAGAGUAUACCCUAAUGUAAAGAUGUAUCCUAUAGUACCACUAUACAAUGUGACACUAAUUUCCCGCCAUAAUCAAUGACCAACGGCUUACUUCUGUUCAGCAUAUUAGCAUGACUGUGCCGUUGCAUUCGUCAAUGUGCUAACUAACAAACUAAUCAAAUUACGAACUCGCAAUUCAGAAUUCACGACGUCAGCGAUCGGGUAUCCGAGGCCGAUAGGAAACAAUACGUCGGUGCGUCAUUCGGUCACGCUCACCUCCCGCAAGUCACGCGUCUGAUAGCUAAUCGCAAUGGCACAAGACGCCGACGAUGAGCGGCGCUCGUUUUUAAACAAAGUCAGCAGUUGCAUCGAGCAUGCACUCGAGACAUUCUUCUACAAGCUUGGCUCUGUCAUUGGCUUGCAUCCUGUCUGCACUGUUGUGGCCGUGCUGCUGGUUGCCGGGUCGCUCAUGGUCGGUCUCUUGCGCUUCCAGCAGGAAAGUCGUCCCGAAGAGUUGUGGAUUCCGACCAACGUCGACACCGUCGAUCAGAUGAACUUGGUUUACUAUUACUUUCCUGUGGUUUCCCGCGACAGUUACUUGAUCGUGACGUCUACAGAGAAGGGAAACGUUCUGACGCCGACUGCAAUGCGAAAGUUGUACGAAUUACACGAGUCAAUGGUCAGUAUUGCAUCAGUAGGAAGUCAAUUUUAUCAGAAGUACAACAUUUCUUGGGAUCACCUUUGCAUCAGGCGUAACCCAAGGCAUUGUUGGAUUUCCAGCAUUUUGAGUCUGUGGGAGUUUGAUAAAGAGAGAAUUCAUCGUCUGACAGAGAAUGAUAUAUUAUCAGAACUGAACAAGAAGAACCUUACGGACCCUUGGAACGGUGGCAUGUUUAUGAUGAAUCAACAAAUAGGUGGUAUCAUCUAUGGCAGAAACCAUGAAAUCAUUGGUGCUAAAGCUCUGCAACUAGUUUACCGAAUAUAUGGUAAUGAUACGCUCGACAAGACUAUCGGUGACUGGGUGGAUGGUCGUGGAAAUGACUUUGAUAGUGAAGUGAACAAACUUAGGCAAAAGAGGCAUGAUGGUUUUCAUACAUCUUUGAGCACAAUAUACGGAAUAAUUGAAGAGUCAAACAAAGCAGCUGAAAAUGAUUUUUCUAUGUUGGCUGGUGGCUUUUUACUCAUUGUUGUUUAUCUUUGCAUUAAUCUGGGACGACUGACUCUUGUGAAGCACAAACUAUGGCUUUCAAUUGGUGGUGUUAUCAGCACUGGUCUUGGUAUUGCUGUCUCAUUUGGUGUGUGCAGUGCGUUUGGACUGUUUUAUGGUCCUGUGCAUACUGUGCUGCCGUUUCUACUUCUUGGUGUGGGAGUGGAUGAUAUGUUUGUAAUUUUGUCAUCUUGGGAAAAUUUGCCUGAGAAGAUUCAUAAGGAAAAGAGCAUCAGUGAACGAAUAGGGCUGACUCUGAAAGAAGCGGGGGUGUCAGUGGCAGUUACGUCAUUGACCGAUAUGGUAGCAUUUCUUGUUGGAGCAUCUACUGUUUUGCCGGCUCUGAAGUCGUUCUGUAUUUUUGCUGGUGUGGGAGUCUUGUUCGAUCUGAUAUUUCAAAUCACCUUUUUUACAGCUCUUCUGGCUAUUGAUGGAAUGAGAGUUGAUGCUCGACGUGAUGCCUGCUUGUGUUGCAAGUUGUCUGACAAUUAUCAGGAAACGAAAUGCUGUUGGACAUGGUGGCCAUUUCAAUCUGGUUGGCUCAAGCGGUUCAUAGGAGAUGUGUAUGCGCCGACACUAAUGAAACUACCAGUCAAGAUUACAGUUAUUGUGGUUGCUGUGGUGCUAUUUGGUAUCAGUACCUAUGGUGUGACUUUGUUGGAACGAAAGUUUGAUUUCAAGUGGUUUCUACCAUCAGGAUCUUACAUUCUGGACUAUUUUGAGAAUGAAGACAUGUAUUUCCCUAUGGUUGGAUCAAGAGUUGCAGUAUAUACUGGGUAUGUAGACUACGAACAUCAAACCGACCAACUAAACGAGUUGGGGUUAAUUAUUCAAAGCAAUGAAUACAUCGACUCGACUAGUGUCGAUUACUGGUACUUUGGAUAUGAAAAAUGGCGAAAGGAAAAUUCUGUUCCAAAACCGAGCGAUCCGUUUAGUUUCUCUGCAGUCGUCGGUAUGUAUCUCAACACUUCCAAUGGACGACGACAUCAAUCAGAUGUGAAAUUUAAUGACGAGUAUGGAGUUGUUAUGGCCACUCGAUUGAUUGCCAAUCACAGGAAACUUGUCGAUACCGAUGACAAAGUGAAUGCUAUGGUCAGCCUGCGUCGUGCAGCUGCAUCAGUGGAGCUGACUCCGGAGAGGGCGUUUGUCUACGCGGAUAGUUACCUCGAUCUUGAAGCAGAUCUUGUGAUUCGUAACGAGCUGCUUCGAAACAUUGGUCUGGCCAUGGUGGGCGUGUUUUUCGUCACUCUCCUACUCAUUGCAAACAUUUGGUCGUCUCUUUUAGUUCUUGUUUGUGUCCUGCUGACAUUGGUCAAUACUGCUGGUAUGAUGCAUUUCUGGGGUUUGACAAUAGACGUAUUUACGGCGGUUAUUUUGACCAUGUCUAUUGGUUUGGCUGUUGAUUAUUCAGCUCACGUUGCGCACGGCUAUUUGGUUCCAAAUGAAUCCGCCAAGACAAGCAACGAACGUGCCAUUAUGGUUCUUCGUACGAUUGGCACAGCCGUUUGGAAUGGAGGAUUUAGUACGUUCUUGGCGUUUGUCCUGUUGGCAAACUCUCAAUCAUACAUGUUCAGCGCUUUUUUCAAAGUGUUUUUCCUAAUCGUUUUGUUCGGACUGUUUCACGGCUUGUGUUUUCUUCCCGUUGUCCUCAGCCUCAUUGGCUCCUCUCCGUAUUCCUACUCUCUUCUGGACACGGACAACGGCCAGAAUGUAAAACCAACCACAGCAGAUGGUGAAGAUGAUGCUAAAGUUGAUCCUGUGCAUGGACAUAGUGACUACAAACUAGAAGCGUCCUAUUUUGCUACUUCAGUGUAACUGCGAGGCUGACAACAGGAAUGGAAGCGGUCGUGUGAGCUCAGUGUUAGCUAAAUAUAUUGCACUUAGCAGAGAAGAAGUAUUCAUCACAUUUACACAAGUUCAGAUGAUAAAUCAGACGCAUUCUAAUAUGUGGGAACAAAGCUAGUGGAGACAUUUCCUUGCAUUUGCAUGUUGUUUUGUUUUGAACUUGGAAUUGAUGUGGUUACUUAAAAUUGUUUGUUGCCGUUUACAUCAUUUUGUAUACUUGUUAGUAUGCACACGCGUUUAUUUUAUAACAUUUGAAUCAAUCGAUUGGGAA